This is a messenger RNA of Chondrus crispus (carragheen), 207 nucleotides long. RefSeq lists its product as hypothetical. The transcript has a single exon. The record is from RefSeq and is a predicted model, not a curated record. Lineage: Eukaryota; Rhodophyta; Florideophyceae; Gigartinales; Gigartinaceae. The coding region runs from base 1 to 207 and encodes 68 amino acids.
AUGGAUACUGUAGAGGGACGUGGUUGCAUUACAGAAGGAAAAGAAAGGGAGGACCGAAUGGUGGAGGGUGCGAGGAAACGUGGCAAAAUGCAACAGCGCUGCAGCGCCCCGCUCAAAAACUACCAAGAAAAAUACGAGCAAAUCACGCGGCACGCCAGAGCGAGAAGAGGGGCCUGCCCGCGCCUCGUCGGCGGUCGCGCGCCAUAA